ACAAUGUUUGACGUCAUAUUUCCUAGACUGACGUAAAUCGAAACGCGACAAUGACGACACACUUGCUUGCUACACGUGAAAGUCGGUAAAUUUGUGAUUUAAUAUUGCGAGUGUUAAAGUUGCGUUUUAUAAUUAUGGGAAGGGACUUUACGUAAACAGCGUGAAAAGCGAUAGAAAUUUGUAAUUCUAUCUACUGAUUAGAUUAUGUGAUUAAAUUCAAUUGCUAAUUUUUUCACAUUGAACAUUUGUAAUAAGCAAUAAUCGGUUGUUGACUUUUGCGUGAAAAAAAAAAAAAGAUAAAUUUACCGAUAGCAUCAGAAUUCCACAGUUAUCGGAUUGUUUCCAUGACAUUUCGAGGUACAGACACGAUUAUGUCGGAUCCGAUAACAUUCCAUUAAUCGAAUCGGAGAAGAUAAGUGUAUCAUUCACGAUAGGGGGGCGUGAUAUAGAUUUCCGAAUGUUUAUCGGCCGCCGUUGAGUGAAAUUUUGAAUUGAAACUGCAAUAUCUUCUCGCGCAACAAACAAUAAAGCAGUGGAUAAAAAUUAUUCGAGAGAGAAUCUUUCGCGAGAAGUUGGUGAGAUUUAGCGAAAAUGGUUCAGCGUCAUCACGUGCAAGGAUAUGAGAAUUUUCUAGAAUAUGUGAAGGAUCUCAAGUCUGCGGGUCAGACUUACAUACUCUACACCGGCACAAAAUUGUCUGAUUCUGGUAAAAGUUGGUGUCCCGAUUGCGUAGUAGCUGAACCAUUUAUUGAAAAAGGUUUUGAAACAGCACCUGAUGGAACACAGCUAAUAGUGGCAGAAGUUGGAGACAGACCAUUCUGGAAAGAUCCCAACUGUCCGUUCAGAUCAAAUCCCAUUACCAAAUUAAAAGUUCUACCAACUCUGGCUCGAUGGGGUACUCAGAAACGUUUAGAAGGUGAUCAGUUAUUAAAACCUGAACUUAUCGAUAUGUUACUGACAGAUGAAGAUGACUGAAAAAUAUAGUCAAUAAAAGAAGUUGGAUCAAAGAAUCUCUCAGAUAUUUUAAUGAUUGUUUGUAAGUCGUAUGAUGUGUGAAAGAGGACUAGAGAAAUAUAAUAAAUUUAUAAGCAAGUUUUUAAAAAUAUUGCAAAUUGAUAUUAGAUUAUUCAGAUGAUAUGAUAAAAUCAUCAAGAAGAGUAACGAACAGGUAAAAAUAAAUCCUUUUCGAUCUUA
Messenger RNA from Pseudomyrmex gracilis, 1194 nucleotides. Its product is annotated as thioredoxin domain-containing protein 17-like. The transcript has 3 exons. Lineage: Eukaryota; Metazoa; Arthropoda; Insecta; Hymenoptera; Formicidae. Gene Ontology annotation, cellular component: cytosol. The coding region runs from base 592 to 975 and encodes 127 amino acids. Gene Ontology annotation, molecular function: protein-disulfide reductase [NAD(P)H] activity. The record is from RefSeq and is a predicted model, not a curated record.